This is a messenger RNA of Syzygium oleosum, 1652 nucleotides long. RefSeq lists its product as uncharacterized. The record is from RefSeq and is a predicted model, not a curated record. The transcript has a single exon. Bases 201 to 1223 code for a protein of 340 amino acids. NCBI's taxonomy places the organism in Eukaryota, Viridiplantae, Streptophyta, Magnoliopsida, Myrtales, Myrtaceae.
UUGCUUGUUCAUUAUUGUUGGAUAUUCAAUUUAUCUAUUUAAUUAUCAAUUGUUAUUCUUCCCCAUUCCUAAGUUUGUUCUUCACACCCUUUUCCCUCCCCCACUAUGUAAGCCAUUCCCUCUCUCCAUCUUCCACUCCAUAGAAGAAAAAAAAAGUGUGUGUUCAUGCUCGCGCCCUUUUUGUCCCCCCUUUCCAAAUUAUGAUCUUGAGCUUUUGCAAAAAGGGUCUCCACUCCUUUCUGGGCCUCACCUACUUCAUUGAUAGUCAUACCGCCAACGACGCCGCCGUCGCCUGCCCCGCCACUAAAACAUCACCUCCUGCCUCUGCCGACGACACAACCAACGACUUGGCAAGACGAGUCGGUCUUACAACGGCCACCGGGGACAUGCGCCGCCAGCUGAACGUGUUGGAAUCAUCCGCCCUCAAAUCAUUGCCAGUGGCGAAGAAGGACCAGGAUAGGAACAAUAAUAUGGGAAUGUUCUUGGAUGGCGUAGGGGAGGUGGUUGAUGGGUUGAUGUCGUGCACCGAGAGCCUAGGGUUUGAGAGCUCUGAUGAGCGGAGGGUCGAUGACCACAUGAUGAUGGAGGACAUUGAGAGCAUGAGCAACAAGAAUUGUGAUGAUGAGUGGCAUCAUGUGGGGAGGACAAGGUGGAGGGAGGAGAGUGAGAGGAGGAGAGAGAAGAAGUUCCCACCUCCAUUGUCCUCCUUGAACCACAAGGGCCAACCUAGCUUCUUCCUUAGGCCUGUGAGGAGGGAUGGGAGGUUGGAGCUGACCGGGGUGAGGAUCGAUCGGCCCAAGAUCCUCCGCUCCUCAAGGCAGGAUGGGCGGCUGCGGUUGGAGUUCAUUAGAGACGAGGAGGAGGAGGAAGAACAAGAAGAAGUGCGAGAAGAACUAGAAGAUGAGAAGGAGCAAAUAAUAGAAGAAGAGGAGGAGGACAGCAACCACUGCGAGGUGCAGGAUUCCAACGAUUCGAUAGGGUACUGGAUAAGCGAAGAGACUGGUGAUCACGACGAGGAGAAUUUUAAAUUUGAAGAAGAGGAAAGGAUGGGUGAGGGGAGGUUUCAUCAAGAUCAUCAUCAUCAUCAACUGAGCAAUGAAAGGUUUGGGAGACGCCACAAAUUGGUGAACCACCGUGAACACCACCACCCCUACCAUCACCAUCACCUCCAUCACCACAAUAACUUACAUGUGUGGAGGCAACCUUGUGUGACCAUAAUGUGAAGUUACCACAUGUUUCACACGCGCUUGUGUGAAAAGGACUCGGGAUGGGAGGAAGGUGGCUAUUAUUUUGUGUAGAAGAUUAAUGUGUUUUCCUUUUUUGUUGUCAUUGGGUUGUGCAUAAUAUGUGAAUUUUGAGAGAGAGAGAGAGAGAGAGAGGUGAUGAUGUGUCUCAAAAUCAACCAAAAUAUUUCGGGCACAAGCGGUUGAUGUGGAAUAAAGGUGGAAUCUUUGGAAACGGGAAUUGACAGCAAUGUGGUCUGCAGCUGGCUGGAGGUUGGAGAGAGAGAGAGAGAGAGAGAGAUGCGAAAAUAUCAGUUAUGUUUUUACCAAAUUUAGUUGUUCUUCAGCUUCUAGAACUGAGCAACACGCAUCAUCAUCUUUCCAGAUGCAAAUGGCACGUAUUCAAAUAGAGAAAAAGAAAUUCUGAAA